Petromyzon marinus (sea lamprey) is the source of this 1504-nucleotide messenger RNA. NCBI's taxonomy places the organism in Eukaryota, Metazoa, Chordata, Hyperoartia, Petromyzontiformes, Petromyzontidae. The record is from RefSeq and is a predicted model, not a curated record.
AAAAUCGCGUGACGUCAUUUAUCGACGGCCCCUAAGGUCGGGAGGGCACUGAUAAGGGCUUGGCAGCUACGUGACGUCAUCCGCGUAUUAUUUGUCCAUCGGGCACGCGGUCCAGCCGCCGCUGCGCGGGGCGGGGCCUUGAGCGCGUGACGUCACGGCGAGGGCGUGGCUCGCGCACGCCUAUAAUAACGCGGGAAAUGUGGUGGAAAAGUGUAGCAGGUAAAAAGUGUAGCGGGCUCACCUGCACCUUGCAAGUCGCCCGUGCGGGUAACACGUUUGUGCGUCGCAACUGCGUGCACAGAAUGCCCGUCGCCGCAUUUGAGCAGUGUAGCUGAUUUAUAGACUCUCAGGGCUUCCAACUUUAAUAAAAAAAAAAUCCUUGCGUGACACCUUCAUGUGAACACUUAGAACGCCCGUUCGCCGUGAGCGUGGAAUAUUUUCAUCGUUCGACUUCGGUGCGGAGGCCACACGCGCGAUGCUGCGGAACUGGACAGGGACCUUCAAGUUAUUAAUUUCCUUGACGUGUCUAGUAAUGAAGGCGCGUGUCGUCUCCUCCUCGUGCCCCUCCCCGUGCUCGUGCCCCGCGGCUGUCCCCGAGGCCCCGUGCCGCCCCGGGGUGCCCCUCGUGUGGGACGCGUGCGGCUGUUGCCGCGUGUGCGCGCAGCUCUUCAACGAGGACUGCGACUCGCAGAGGCCCUGCGACUCGCUCCGCGGGCUCACGUGCGACGCGGGGGGGCGGCCCCCCCCCCGCGCCGCGCCCGGCGUCGGCAGAGGUGGCGCGCGCGCGAGCUGUGUGUCUACCUGUGUGUGUACCCGUGUGUGUACGUCCACAGCGCUGCAGGAGGGCCGCUCGUGCGAGCUGGGAGGCCGCGUGUAUCAGCACGGGGAGUCGUUCUCCGUGAGCUGCACCCACCGCUGCUCGUGCGUGGACGGCGCCGCGGGGUGCGCCCCGCUGUGCCCGCGCCCGCGACCGCCGCUGCCGCCGCUCCUCGCCUGCCCGCGGCCCCUGCUGCGGCGCACACCAGGCACAAACGCCUGCUGCCUCGAGUGGGACUGUGGGCCGUCGUCUGCACACGGCCUGGAGAGUGGCGGAGGAGGAGCAGGAGGGAGUGAUGAGGUGGUGGCAGACACGGCAGGGGAUAUCCUAAAGGAGGGCUUCAAAGGAGUUAAAACAUUGGCAGCUUUCCGCGGCUCCGCCGCCUCCCGCCUUCUCCCUCCUCCUGCUCCGCCCGCGGCACGUGCCGAGCCGCUCGGCACGUGCCGGGGCGAGCCGUCGCCCGGCUGGUCUCCCUGCUCCGCGUCGUGCGGCCGGGGCCGCGCCACGCGCCUUGCGGGGGGGAUCGGGGAUGGGUGCCGCCCGGUCCGCCGCACAAGAGCCUGCCUUGUGAGGCCGUGCGCUCGCCCAUCGUCCCCGCGCCACAUUCGCCGUCACCGUGGCGAUGCCGGCGUCCCCAAGGACCACCACCGCAGCGACCGCCAUCGGCACCACCGCCGCCGCCGGCGC